AGACCCGAGACUCACAGAGUCCUGUUACACGGCUUGUCCACAGAAUGUGCUUAAUUAAUUUGGUCUUGUCCGUAUAGAUUGAAUCCUAGCGGUGACUGACUGAUUCUUUUGCAUCUUUUUUUCCAGGGACUUUUCAUAUCUGCCUACUGCAGUCUGCUUAUAAGUGCCAACCUUCCUUCAUCUGCUUGUUACUAGAGAGAGAGAGAGAGAGAGAGAGAGAGAGAGAGAGAGAGAGAGCUUUCAAGAAUUCACUUGAAUAUGAAAAUAAAAAAGAACCCAACCAUUAUUCUUGCUCCUUUUAUCCUUUUGCGCUUUCUCUUCUUCUUCUCAUGGAUUUUUAAUAUAGCUGCGGCUGCAGCGGCUGUGGAAAACACAAAGAUUCCGGUGAAUGUGGGUGUUGUUGUUGACCUAGAUGCUCCCAGUGGGAAGACUUAUCUGAGUUGCAUCAAAAUGGCCCUCCCGGACUUUUAUGCAUCUCAUGCUCACUUCAACACCAGGCUGGUUUUGCACACCAGGAACUCCAACCAAACUGUUGUUGGUGCAGCUGCUGCAGCUUUGGAUCUGAUAAAGAAUGUAGAAGUGCAAGCAAUCCUGGGACCAGAGACAUCGAUGCAGGCCAGCUUCGUUGUCAAUCUUGGAGACGAAGCUCAUGUGCCCAUUGUAUCAUUUUCUGCAUCAAGUCCCUCUCUUGCUUCGCUUCGGAGCCCCUACUUCUUCCGAGUUACACAGACUGACUCAUACCAAGUGAAGGCCAUAAGUUCCAUUGUUAAAAAUUUUGGAUGGAGACAUGUUGUGCCGAUUUACGUGGACAAUACGUUUGGGGAGGGAGUCAUACCCUUUUUAGUUGAUGCAUUGCAAAAAGUUGAUGCUCAUGUCCCCUAUCGGAGUGUCAUCCCCCCAUCAGCCACUGAUGAACAAAUCGAGAAAGAGCUUUACAAGUUGAUGACCAUGCAAACUAGAGUCUUCAUUGUGCAUAUGAUGCCCCAUCUUUGUUCUAAACUAUUUGCCAUGGCAAAUAAGAUUGGAAUGAUGAGUGAAGGCUAUGUUUGGAUCACGACGAAUGGGGCUGGUAAUCGUUUGAGGUCAUUGGGACCGGUCGUCUUGAGUUCCAUGCAAGGGGUUCUAGGUGUGGAAACAGAGGUUCCAACAACAAUGGAGCUUACAGAAUUCAAAAUGCGGUGGAAAAGGCAAUUCCAACAAGACAAUCCGGCCAUCAUUGAUGUCUAUGUGGACGUGAUUGGCCUUCGGGCUUAUGAUGCUGCUUUUGCACUAGCCUUGGCAGCUGAACAAGUUGGGGAUACAAGCUUUAGUUUCCAAGAGAGAAAUGGUUCCUUCAGCUCAACAGAUCUUGAUACUUUUAAGGUCUCUCAAUAUGGUCCAAAGCUUGCCCAGGCCUUAUCAAAUACUAGAUUCAAAGGCAUAGCUGGAGACUUUAGUCUUGACUGUGGGCAACUUCAAUCAUCAAGAUUUCAGAUACUCAAUGUAAAUGGUGACGGAGUAAGAACAAUUGCAUUCUGGACACCGGAAAAUGGUAUGGUGAAAACAUUGAGUUCAACAAACACCAGUAUACUUUCAACUUCCGAGAAGUGCGAUUUUGGAACCAUCAUAUGGCCUGGAGAUUCUCUGUCUGUUCCUAAAGGAUGGGAGAUCCCAACAAGUGGCAAGAAGUUGAAAAUAGGAGUUCCUGUGAAGGUUGGUUUUACUGAGUUUGUUAAGGUAACCAAGAUUCCUAGCACAAACACAACAGAUGUUACGGGGUUCAGUAUCGAUGUCUUUAAUGCUGCAGUGGAAGUAUUACCAUACGCUCUUCCUUUUGAGUUCAUUCCCUUUGAAAAUCCUGACGGCACUAGCGCUGGCACUUACAAUGAUUUGGUCUAUCAAGUCUAUCUUGAGAAGUAUGAUGCUGUGGUGGGAGACACAACAAUUAGAGCAAAUAGAUCAUUGUAUGUAGACUUCACAAUGCCAUACACAGAAUCUGGUGUAGUAAUGGUUGUGCCAAUAAGAGACACCAGAAGAAAAUGUGCAUGGGUUUUCUUGAAACCUUUGACUUGGGACCUCUGGCUUACAACUUUUUGUUUCUUCAUCUUCAUUGGUUUUGUUGUUUGGGUGCUGGAACAUCGAAUUAACGAAGAUUUUCGUGGCCCUCCCUCACAUCAAGUUGGCACAAGUUUCUGGUUCUCUUUCUCAACCAUGGUCUUUUCACAUAGGGAGAGAGUGGUUAGCAAUUUGGCUAGAUUUUUGAUGAUUAUAUGGGUGUUUGUUGUGCUAGUAUUGACACAAAGUUACACAGCUAAUCUAGCAUCACUAUUAACAGUGGAACAGCUCCAACCAACUGUCACUGAUAUAAAGGAUCUUCUGAGGAACGGGGAUAAUGUCGGCUAUAUAGAGAACACUUAUGUUUGUGAAAUCUUGAAACAACUCGGUUUUGACAACUCCAAGCUUAAGCCCAUCAAAACCAUGGAAGAAUGUGAUGUAGCUCUUUCGAAAGGGAGUGCAAAGGGUGGUAUUGCUGCUGUUGUUGAUGAAAUUCCAAACAUGAAGCUUCUUGUUGCAAAAUAUUGUUCCAAGUAUACCAUGAUUGGUCCAAUCUUCAAAACUGAUGGCUUUGCCUUUGUGUUUCCGAAACAUUCCCCUCUAGUACCUGAUCUUUCACAGGCGGUCCUAAAUGUGACUGGAGGAGAGAAGAUCAUGAACAUUGAGAACAAAUGGUUCAGUCAAGAAAGCAAGUGUGAAGAUAAGUCCACUACUCCAAGGGUCUCAAGCAAUAGUCUUGGACUUGAAAGCUUUUGGGGCCUCUUCCUCAUUGCUGGGAUGGCUUCAAUUCUAGCUCUCAUUAUCUUUUUAGCUUCCUUCCUGUACAAGCAUAGGCAUGUCUUGAAGCAAUCUGAUUCAAGAGCUUCUAAAUGGAGACGGGUUCGAGCCAUGUUUGAAAUUUUCAACGACAAAGACAUCAGCUCCCAUACUUUCAAAAGCAGUCAACAAAGAGAUGGAAUUGGUGGUGUUGGAGAUGAAGUGAAAGCCUCACCAAAUAGCAACUGGCCUGAAAGUCCAUUCAGCUAUUUGGACCACACAGACAUGGACUUUGUAUUGUUUGAAGGGCAACAAACGCCAUCUACUACUAGUCAUGCGUCUCCGGAGAUAGUUCCAAAAAUUGAGCAUGAUAUUAUCACUGUUCAAGAAAUGCAUACAACUCCUGUAACAGAUCGUUUGGCUUAGAAGUAAUCUUGCAUUAAAAAAAAAUUACAAUGGUACUAAUAUAAACAGAAAUCAAUUAUUGAUUCCAGUAUGAAUUCAGCAUUGUGAGUUUA
Messenger RNA from Prunus persica (peach), 3308 nucleotides. RefSeq names its product glutamate receptor 2.8. Gene Ontology annotation, cellular component: plasma membrane. The record is from RefSeq and is a predicted model, not a curated record. The transcript is spliced from 5 exons. Gene Ontology annotation, molecular function: ligand-gated monoatomic ion channel activity; signaling receptor activity. Bases 259 to 3216 code for a protein of 985 amino acids. Lineage: Eukaryota; Viridiplantae; Streptophyta; Magnoliopsida; Rosales; Rosaceae.